This is a messenger RNA of Ananas comosus (pineapple), 1136 nucleotides long. Its product is annotated as rhodanese-like domain-containing protein 11, chloroplastic. The record is from RefSeq and is a predicted model, not a curated record. Lineage: Eukaryota; Viridiplantae; Streptophyta; Magnoliopsida; Poales; Bromeliaceae. Bases 78 to 1064 code for a protein of 328 amino acids. The transcript has 9 exons.
CAUGCAAUAAUUUCCACCCAAGACCGGUCGGUGACCUUAGAAGGAGAUAAAGCAAGCUCAUGUAAGCCGAAAAUGAGAUGAAACUUUUGAUACGAGUUUAUAUCGUGCCAUCGAGGAUGGAAGCUCUCGGGCACAGCUUCCCCACCGCCAUCGUCUUCUCCCGUCCGACGCGCAGAGACUGCCGAUGCGGAAGCAGCAGCUGGAACAGGCUUCCCGGAAGAGGCUUUGCGUCGCCCUCCAAAAAGUUGAGCACGGUAAUUAAAAUGGGCGCGGCAGUGGGCGGAGAAGAGGAAGAGGAGACAAGGCAAGCGAAGGAGAUGGCCGCGGCCAGGAGAAGAUGGGAGACUCUGAUUAGGGAGCAGAAAGUUAAGGUCCUCACACCGAGAGAAGCUGGUUAUGCAAUUCAACUUUCCAAUAAAGUCCUUCUUGAUGUUCGUCCCUCAGUUGAACGCAACAAGGCAUGGGUUAAAGGCUCCACUUGGAUACCCAUAUUCGACGUUGACAACAAUGUGGACUUUGGAGCUCUUUCCAAGCAAAUAACAAAUUUUGUUAUGGGAGGUUGGUGGAGUGGCAGUCCGACAUUAGCAUAUGAUAAGAGCUUCAUACCAAAGGUUGAGGAGAAAUUUUCAAAAGAUACUGACAUUAUUGUGGCUUGCCAAAAAGGUUUGAGAUCCCUUGCGGCUUGUGAGCAGCUAUACAAUGCUGGUUUUCGAAACCUAUUCUGGAUACAAGGAGGUCUGGAAGCUGCUGAAGAAGAGUUGGACAGAUCAGCAACGUGCGUUAGCUGCGAAAGAAGGAUGGAGUUAUCGAUUAGUUUUCACCGGCCGUCUGAUUGGCCUUAUUAUCUUAGUGGAUGCGUUGUAUCUUGGGACUCAAAAGUUAGGCCCUCUGCUUCAAGAACUGCGCUCUCAUUGAGGGGACGAUUUUCGGACUUCUUGUGGUGCUGUAGAUGUGUAGUCAUAAUCUUCACAGCAUGCGGUGAAAUUGUGUAUAAUUUUCCAAUUUGUUUGGAGUUGGUCGAGAGUUUUUUCUGCUCAUAUGUUCAACCUCAUCAGAAAGUGUAAAAUUACAUGCAUCCCCUUCAACCUCUUAACAAUAAUCUAUUCGGGCUCUUGUUUUCAUUUUUCUUUCCCUUA